AUGGGUCUCACAUUCUCGCGUCUGUUCGACCGUCUCUGGGGAAAGAAGGAGAUGAGAAUUCUCAUGGUCGGUCUCGAUGCCGCCGGAAAGACCACCAUCCUCUACAAGCUGAAGCUCGGUGAAAUCGUCACUACCAUCCCCACAAUCGGUCCGUGUCCUCCUCCAUUGCUCUCCACUGUCGAGUACAAGAACAUUCAGUUCACCGUCUGGGAUGUCGGCGGUCAAGACAAGAUCCGUCCCCUCUGGAGACAUUACUUCCAGAACACCCAGGGUAUCAUCUUCGUCGUCGACAGCAACGAUCGUGACCGUGUCGUCGAGGCUCGUGAGGAGCUGCAGCGCAUGCUCAACGAGGACGAGCUGAGAGAUGCUCUCCUCCUGGUCUUCGCCAACAAGCAGGAUCUUCCUAUCACCGACAAGCUCGGCCUGCACAGCUUGAGACAGCGCGCCUGGGGUCUGGAAUGGUUGAGCAACUCGCUCCGCAAGGCUGGUCACCAGUAG
Molecule: messenger RNA, 498 nt
Organism: Aureobasidium uvarum
Lineage: Eukaryota; Fungi; Ascomycota; Dothideomycetes; Dothideales; Saccotheciaceae
Source: the annotation of a GenBank genome assembly